Messenger RNA from Phytophthora sojae, 483 nucleotides. RefSeq lists its product as hypothetical. The record is from RefSeq and is a predicted model, not a curated record. NCBI's taxonomy places the organism in Eukaryota, Oomycota, Peronosporomycetes, Peronosporales, Peronosporaceae. Bases 1 to 483 code for a protein of 160 amino acids. The transcript has a single exon.
AUGAAGAAGGAGGCCAUCCACUGGAUAAUGGGUCCAGGCAAGGGGGUCCCAUCUCGAGCGGAGAAACACUUUGGGGCGCUGAACUGGGACGUCAGUGCGUCCUCCUUCCGCAAGUGGUGGAAGAACCGGGACAAGAUCCUGGGCGACUCGGGCAGCAAGAAGCGUAUCAGCGGAGGAGGACGCAAGCCGUACCUGGAGGACUCGGAGGAGAAGCUGCUGGUGGUGGUGAUCCAGGAGCGAGCCAAGAAGGACCGCGUCACCAGAAAGUGGAUCGCCAAGACGGCGCAGCACAUGUUCCAGCGCUCGGAUUCGACGUUCAAGGCCUCGGAGAACUGGGUCACCAAGUUCAUUCGACGGAACGGACUCACGCUCAAGCGCAGCUACGUCACGUGCGAGCAACCGACGAACGCAGAGCAGCAACAGCAGACACCAGCAAGUGGGGCUACUAGUGCACAACCGACCGGAACAACCAACAGCAAGUGA